Messenger RNA from Oikopleura dioica, 1596 nucleotides. NCBI's taxonomy places the organism in Eukaryota, Metazoa, Chordata, Appendicularia, Copelata, Oikopleuridae. The record is from the annotation of a GenBank genome assembly.
AUGAGAAUAAGGAAUAAGCUCUUCCUGUUUUUCGGGGCCUUACAGCUUGCGCUUGUAGCAGCUGAGAACUUUAUCGAGAAAACGAGCUACAGUACGGAGAUUCCGUGCUCCGAAUGCACCUGCGAGGAGAAAUGCUCUUCCUGUGGUGUUUGUGUCAAUUUCAUUCUUGAUACGAGCUGCGAUUCUAUGGCCGAAUUGCGGCUGAUGAAAGACUUCAUAGGAAACCUGGUGGACGAGAUGAUCCUCUCCGACGAUCGACAUCGCUUCCACCCGUUUCUGAUCAUCAAUUCUAACGGACGAGAUAUCUUCAACCUUCAUCCUUCCCAAACUAGCGCUUCCCUUCGCCUCAACGAGAUUAAAGUGGCAGUUAACGCGCUUAGACCUUCUGGAUCUUUCAACCUUGAUCAAGCUCUCCGCGCGUCCUCGGAAUUAAACGAGGAUUUGGGCGCUCACUGCAGCUCGAAAAUCAACGUAAUCAUCAGCAACGGCGGCGAUGGCCAUGUUAUGAUGGAAAGAUUUGAGAACAAGGCGGAUGCGAGCUAUUUGCUGACAUUGAACAACUGGGCGUGCGAUCGGGGACAGAAGGAGGAUUGCUGGAGAGCAGAAGUGGUAGACAAACUGCGCGCAAAUGGAGCUACGAUCCUCAACUUGCCAGUUGAUAGCCAUCGAGAUUAUGUGAAAACAGCGAUUGUCGAGUACGUCGACCCUUGCGAAGAAAAGUGCGAGGAGCACUGCACAUGCGACUGUCAAAUUGAUGUCAAGAAUUGCGCAGAUGACGAAGCUCAAAAACCAUGCUGCGGAAAACGGGGCGAACAGGGCGCAACUGGGCAGAAAGGUGGAAGAGGAGCUAGCGGACCAGAUGGGCCAAAAGGAGAGAAAGGGCAAAAGGGAGCAGUUGGAGAAAUCGGAGAAACUGGAAGAAAAGGUCCUCAAGGUCCCCAGGGAGCUCCGAAUGACGUUCGAGGGCCAGUUGGGGAAGAUGGAGUCGAUGGCGCUCCUGGAGAGAGAGGCGAGCCUGGCCCUGCUGGAUAUCCUGGUUCCGCUGGCGAAAUGGGUCCGAUGGGCCAUCCUGGCGAUGAAGGCGACGUCGGUUUGGCCCCUCCUGGAGCCAAAGGAACUAAAGGAGCGACAGGGCAAAAAGGCGAACGCGGCCGAAGCGGUCCCAUGGGUCCAGCGGGCGCCGGAGUGGGCUCAUCCAGUUUCUACGACACUUACAAAAGCUUACUCAAGAAAUCGCUGCUGGAGAGCUUUCGAAAAGGAAACGUUCCGACUUCAAUCGCGAACAAGUUCAAGAAAAUCGCCGAAAAGGAGUCGAACAAGAUGUGUUCUUGCAAUUGCGAUUUGAAUGGGCGCUGUGACAGGACUACUUCACAGCCGAGCUAUCCGCAGAGCAAACAACUGGAUAGAAAGAUAUGCCUUCCUAAGAAAUCGACCGCUUUUGACAAUCCUUCCGUGCGAGUCCCACCAACAGUCGCGCCAUCAACGAUCCGCAAAGUCUACCGCCAGCCAACGAGCAACGACGUUGUUCCAUCAAAGAAACCAGCUCCGCGCAAAUUCAGAAGACGAAGAUUCAGAAGAAAACGAUACCAUCACUAG